Ilex paraguariensis (yerba mate) is the source of this 2602-nucleotide messenger RNA. The record is from the annotation of a GenBank genome assembly. Lineage: Eukaryota; Viridiplantae; Streptophyta; Magnoliopsida; Aquifoliales; Aquifoliaceae.
GACAAAAGACUAGGAUUCUACAAAUGUGCCCCAAAGGAUUUCAUGUCAUCUUUUUUUUUUUUAAAACAAAAAAAAUCAACUAGUAUAUCACGCGAACUGCUUUUGUGAGAACUUUUCAUUGUCUCACUUACCAACAAUUCACUCCUCAAAACUUUCCUUCUGCUUUCUAACCCCCCCAAACCAUCCAACAUACACAAAUUCUUGGAGGAAAAAAAAAACCAACUGCCUUAAAGAAAAUGGCUAGGCAGAACCACAACAUCCCUGAAACUGAAACAAACUCCUCUUCUGCUCUUGUUCCUAUACUUGUAGAUCCCAUAGCUAUGAUUGAUGAAGAACUGCCUACUCCAGUCGAGGCACCGAUCGUGUCAUCUUACAAUGAUCAAAUACGCCCCCUGCUUGAUGCAAUUGAUAAGCUCCGCCUCCUAAAGGUCAUGCAGGAAGGUAUACAGCUUCCAACAAUUGUGGUGGUUGGUGACCAAUCGUCCGGAAAGUCUAGUGUUCUUGAAUCACUUGCUGGCAUCAGCCUCCCCCGAGGCCAAGGCAUUUGCACCAGGGUGCCACUCAUAAUGAGGCUUCAGCAUCACUCAGAUCCUCUCCCGGAGUUUCACUUGGAAUUUAUGGGUGGAACUGUCCAGAUCAGUGAAGCCCAUAUUUCUGAUGCCAUAAAUCAAGUAACUGAUGAUAUUGCUGGCUCUCAUAAAGGCAUAUCACACACCCCAUUAACAUUAGUAGUGAAGAAAAAUGGUGUACCUGAUCUUACAAUGGUUGAUUUGCCUGGAAUCACUAGGGUGCCUGUUCAUGGGCAGCCUGAUGAUAUAUAUGAGCAGAUAUCAGCCAUAAUAAUGGAGUAUAUAAGGCCAGAAGAGAGCAUUAUACUGAAUGUUUUAUCUGCAACUGUUGAUUUUCCGACUUGUGAAUCCAUCAGGAUGUCACAGCGGGUGGACAAGACCGGCCUGAGAACUCUGGCUGUUGUUACCAAAGCCGACAAAGCUCCUGAAGGUCUGCUAGAUAAAGUAAUGGCAGAUGAUGUGAAUAUCGGGCUUGGCUAUGUGUGCGUUAGGAAUCGCAUAGGUGAUGAAUCGUAUGAUGAAGCUCGAAAGGAAGAAGCUCAUUUAUUCGAAACCCACCCGCUUCUCUCAAAAAUUGACAAAUCUAUGGUCGGUAUUCCAGUUCUGGCCAAAAAGUUGGUGCAAAUUCAAGCUUCAAUAAUAGGAAAAUGCUUGCCAGAGAUUGACAAAAAGAUUAAUGACAAGCAGGCUGCAAACAUUUCAGAACUCAACAAAAUGCCUAAGAAUCUGACUUCUGUUCCAGAAGCAAUGUCUGCUUUGAUGCAGAUUAUUGGAUCCUCCGUGGAGUCUCUCAGGAAAGUCCUCUUGAGAGGCGAGUUUGAGGAAUACCCAGAUGACAAACACAUGCAUUGCACUGCACGACUUGCAGAAAUGCUCAACCAGUGUGCUCAGGAACUGCAAAAGAGUUCAGAAAAUAACUACACGGACAAUUUUCUAAUGAAGGAGAUAAAGGUUCUUGAGGAAACCAGAGGUAUUGGGCUACCAAAUUUCCUUCCUCGCACGGCUUUUCUCAUGCUCCUGCAGAAAAAAGUAAAUGAGAUAUCAGCAUCACCAGUUCAGUUUCUCUCUGACAUAUGGGACUACAUUGAGACAGUGGUGAUUGCUGUUUUGAUGCGGCACUCUGAACAUUAUCCACAACUAAAGUCAUCUACAAAAAGAGCAGCCCAAAACCUUAUUGCCAAGAGGAAGGAAAUGUCAGUUGAUCGAGUGGUGGAGAUAAUUGAGAUGGAGAAGAUCACCGAUUACACUUGCGAUCCUGAAUAUAUGACACUAUGGGGUAAGCUCAUGGCUAACAAUAAUGUCUUCCUUGACGUUAUGAAUAAUAAUUGGAAGUCCCCACAGAUCACUUUUGAUGGUUUUGGGGAUGUUGAAGUUGGGCAUUUGCGGUUCUUCCCUAAUAUUAGAGACCAAGCAUUUGACAUAAAAAUGAGAAUUACUGCGUACUGGAAGAUUGUUCUGAAAAGACUUGUUGAUUGCAUGGCUCUGCACCUGCUAUUUAGUGUUAAGAGUCUGGUGAACAGGGACAUGGAGAUGGAGAUAGUGAAUGAACUCAUGGGUCCUCAUGGUGGUGGACUCGAACAGUUGCUAGAAGAAGCGCCAUCGAUUGUCGUAAGGCGUGAGAUAUUGAACAAACGUCUCAAGCUGCUGAAGGACUCUAAGGAAGUUGUUGCUAAGGUCAUGGACAUAAUUGCCAUCAAUGCUGAUUAGGUUUUUGCAUGUUGCUUUUAAUAUCUUGGUUCUUGUCACAGUUCACCUUAUGUUGUUUCACAUAUUUGAAGUUUUCUGUUUUGGUAGUUUUACUUGCCAGAAUGCCUGAAAUCCCAUAUCAUUCUGAUGGAAACUCUUCUGUGGCAUUAAUGUUAUGUUUGUGUUUGGUAGUGUGUUGCUAAAGUAUUUUAAAUAAUGCAUUGCAAAGAAAUGGAAAGUAUUAUGCGUUAGUAUAUGAUAUUGUCUUGUCUAUUUCAACUGGUGGAUUUGCAAUUAGACUUGAUUCAAAUGCAUUGCUGAAAAUGAUUUAAUGAUUAUUAUGGUAC